GUCACCUGGGACAGAGGGACACAAGAGCACAGCCACAUAAAGACACGCUGACAACUGAAUAUGCAUAUUCUAGUCAUUUUUCAGAUUGGAUUUACUUACUGUAUGUGGAUAUCAUUUGAAGUUAAAAUAUUCAGUGGUUCAUAUGAGCUGGUGGGCAGGUGUUAAAAGACACAAGGAGCAUUCACACACUCACCAAAGGUAGUUUCCAUCAUUUAAAAAAAGCUACAGGGAAAGAGUGCACAAGUUUAAGCCUGAAAUACUGAUGCUGUCAUCAAACCAAAGUGCCAAAUUACCUGACCUUGGCUCAGGUAGCCAUGAAACAGUGCAGCUGUACUGUUCCCAAAGAUAUCAUAUCACAUGAGCACAGCAUUUAAUAAAACUUAAUCAGUGUCAAGGACAUUAAGCAGAGUACUAACCAAUGAGAUGUGCUGAUGCUAGGGCGUGACUUACUGGUAUGCAUACAAAAUGCAUAUAAACUGUAAUGUUCUGUAGCUUCUUUGGUGACUUACCGCCUGCUAUGUACAGUUCAUGUAAAAUCAAUCAACAACUUUAAGAUCUAAAGACAGAAUGAAGCGUGCUCCAGUGUUGCUGCUGACCCUGUGCCUGUCAGGGGCUUUGGUUCGGGCAGAGACGGCCUCUGAGUCUGACAUCAGAGCUGAGCUGGGGGCACUGAGAGCCACGGUGGAGGAGCUGAGGUUGAUGGAGAGCAGACUGGCAGCGAGUGAAAACAAAGUACAAGCUCAGGAGAACUCAGCUGAAGAUCUACGAGCAGAGCUGAUUGCGACCAAGAUGGAGUUACGUCACUUCAAAGAGCGGGCAGAGGAGAUGGAAAAAAAGAUGGCAGGUGGACCCAAAGUGGCCUUCUCUGUGGCUUUGACUGGAACAGUGGGAACCUUCAAUGCUGAAACUACACUGAUAUACCCGCAAGUCAUCACUAACAUCGGCAAUGCUUACAACGUCUACACAGGUUUCUUCACAGCCCCCGUCAGUGGCGUCUACUUCUUCAGGUUUAAUACCAUGGAUGGACGGAAAGGCUACCACAUGGGCGCAGCAUUGCACAAGAACAACCAAAGAGUUCUUUUAAACAUCGCCUGGAAUCACCAAGAUGACCACGAGCAUGUGUCCAAUGGAGUUGUCCUGGAGCUCUCUCAGGGCGAUGUCGUGCACAUGCGUCUUCCUGCGUGGUACAGAGUCACUGACUGGGUUGGACAUCACUACAACAUUUUCAGUGGCUUCCUUCUUUUUGCCAUGUGAGAACAACGUGGCAGGAGUGUGUGCAUGUGUCAUGUGGUUGUGUCAC
Epinephelus lanceolatus (giant grouper) is the source of this 1300-nucleotide messenger RNA. Its product is annotated as complement C1q-like protein 2. NCBI's taxonomy places the organism in Eukaryota, Metazoa, Chordata, Actinopteri, Perciformes, Serranidae. The record is from RefSeq and is a predicted model, not a curated record. Gene Ontology annotation, molecular function: protein binding.